Messenger RNA from Chelmon rostratus (copperband butterflyfish), 1356 nucleotides. RefSeq names its product potassium channel subfamily K member 13. The transcript has 2 exons. Gene Ontology annotation, molecular function: potassium ion leak channel activity. The coding region runs from base 1 to 1356 and encodes 451 amino acids. Gene Ontology annotation, cellular component: membrane. Gene Ontology annotation, biological process: stabilization of membrane potential; potassium ion transmembrane transport. The record is from RefSeq and is a predicted model, not a curated record. NCBI's taxonomy places the organism in Eukaryota, Metazoa, Chordata, Actinopteri, Chaetodontiformes, Chaetodontidae.
AUGGCUCAGAGGAGGACCGCUGGUGGCUGCUGCUGCCCCAGGGCGCCCAUGAAUGAGGACAAUGCCCGUUUCUGCCUGCUGGCUGGGCUCAUCCUACUCUACUUACUGUGUGGUGCGGCCAUCUUCUCCGCCCUGGAACACCCCUUUGAGCUGCGUGCACGUCGCCUCUGGAAACAGCAACUGGACAACUUCACCCAGAGGUAUAAGGUCAACCUAGGCGCCCUGCACACUCUGCUACGUCAGUACGAGGAGGCAAAUGGAGCUGGGAUCAGAGUGGACGCUUUGAGGCCCCGCUGGGACUUUUCUGGAGCUUUCUACUUUGUAGGAACAGUGGUCUCCACUAUUGGCUUUGGCAUGACCACACCAGCGACCAUAGCUGGAAAAAUAUUCUUGAUCUUCUAUGGUCUCAUUGGCUGUGCUGCCACCAUCCUCUUCUUUAACCUCUUCCUGGAGAGGAUCAUCACGAUGCUAGCUUACAUCAUGCGCUGGUGUCACGAGCGUCGGCUGAGGUGUGCUGGAGUUGGGGUGGUGUCGAGCAGAGAGGAGUCGUCCGGCGAGGAGGACAGCCUGGAGGGCUGGAAACCGUCAGUCUAUUACGUGAUGCUGAUCCUGGGUGUGGCAUCGGUUGUGAUUGCGUGCAGUGCCUCCACUCUGUACAGCUCUAUGGAGAACUGGAGCUACGUGGACUCUCUCUACUUCUGCUUUGUGGCCUUCAGCACCAUCGGCUUUGGGGACCUGGUGAGCAGUCAGAGACAGCAGUACGAGUCUCAGGAGGCUUACCGCCUCGGGAACUGCCUUUUUAUUUUAAUGGGGGUGUGUUGUAUUUACUCACUAUUCAAUGUCAUUUCUAUUAUCAUCAAACAAACUCUCAACUGGAUCGUGGGUAAGCUGGUUUGCUCGGGGCGCCAUCCUCUCUGCUCCUGCUCUGCACCAGGCUGCUGGAGGCUGUGCUGCCCCUGCCUCCAGAACAAAAAUCACAACCAGAGGCGCCUGCCUGCACACCUCAGGCAAAAACGCUUAAAACGCAACACGGUGCAGCCCAUCCCGUCCCACUGCCCUGCAGGAAGACACCGCUACACGGAUGGCUCGGUGGAGACGGUGUGCGACAGCGAGACGGAUGCAGGCGCAGUGGCUGGCGGGGUGUGUGUGGGCCGCCGUCUGUCAGGAGAGAUGAUCUCUGUCAAUGAGUUCAUGGUGUCCAAUAAGGUGUCUCUGGCACUGCUGCAGAAGCAGCUGAGUGAAACGGCUCACCAGGGCCCACGGCAGAGCUACGGCCAUCAGAACGGAUUCUCUGGUGGCGUCGGUGCUUUGGCCAUUAUGAAUAAUCGCCUACAGGAAACCAGUGUGGAUAGGUAG